This is a messenger RNA of Tetrahymena thermophila SB210, 2340 nucleotides long. Its product is annotated as ABC transporter family protein. The transcript has 2 exons. Gene Ontology annotation, cellular component: nucleus. The record is from RefSeq and is a predicted model, not a curated record. Gene Ontology annotation, biological process: reciprocal meiotic recombination. Lineage: Eukaryota; Ciliophora; Oligohymenophorea; Hymenostomatida; Tetrahymenidae. Gene Ontology annotation, molecular function: double-stranded DNA binding.
AUGAAAAGAUUAGAUUUGUUUGGAAGUUAAAUACAAUUCAGAUUUCAAGGAGAAAAAUCCUUCAACACUUCUCUUGGUGUUUUAUUCACUGUAGGCAUAGCAACAAUAAUUAUUCUUCGCUUAGUCAUCUUGCUCAACGAUAUUUAUUAGAGAAACAAUCCUGUCGUAAUUUAGCAAUAAAGAUAGGUCAGCUCACCAGAAAAAUUUGUGAUGGAUAGAUACUCUUUACCCUUUGCGUUUGGACUAUAAGGUGGCGAUAACUUGGAUCAUUAUAUAGAUCCCACUAUUUAUACAGUUACUGCAUAAUAGAAUACAAAAGUUCCUUACGUUGAUGAAAAUGGACAAACUUAAUAUACAAUUCAAGUCACUGAUGUAAAUGUAUCAAUAUGUACAUAGGAUAGCUUUAAGAAUCCUGCAACAAAAUAAGGAUUCUUAGAUUUGCCAUACUAGUAAUUAUUUUGUAUAGACCCAUAAUAGGUGGUUAUAGAAGGUGAUUAUACACAAUAGAAUUUCUCUUAGUUCUAAAUAAAACUUCACCCUUGUACUGGUUAGGGUUGCGGAGAUACAAAAAAACUUGGAAGAGGUUAUUUUGCAAUUUAUUUUUAGGAUGUAAUUGUUAAUCCCAAAAACAAAGACUAACCUUUUGAAUACUUUAACAGAGAUUUAUUUUGGACAUCUUCUUCUUCAACUCCUAAAGAAGUUGACAUGUACUUUGUUAACAACUAUGUUUAGAGCGAUUACGGUUGGGUUACUUCAGAUAUUUAAACUUUAAGAUAUCCAAGCUAUAGCGAAUAGGAUAAUUCAUACACAUCAGAUGUAGAUUACUUUUUUAUGCUUAAUCUAAGAUUCUAAAAAUAAAAAGAAAAUAUUUACUCAAGAAACUAUAAAAACCUCACAAAUGUUGUAUCUGAAAUAGGUGGAUUUGCUCAAUCUAUUUUAGCAAUUGGUUUCAUAAUAUGCUCAACUCUCUCUGAAAUUAUGUUGAACAAAUCAAUUAUUAACGAAGCUUUUGAUUUUAAGAUAAAAAACAUGAAUCCUCAAAAUAAUGAAAUUAGUAACUUGCAGUAACCUAAAAUAAGUGUUGGAUAAAGUAAUGAUAAUACCAGUUUGAACUAAAAGUUGGGACAAAAUGUUAACAUUAAUCAAGAAAUUAAUUAAAAAAAAUAAAUAUAGCAACAAAAAAACAUUCAAUUAGAAUCUUUUGUAAAUAUAUAGUCACCUGUAAAGAUCUAAAAAAAGGCAAAAUAAGUUAACUUUAAUUAAAUUGAAAAUAUAAACCAAAUCCCAACACAGCCUCAAUAACAAAUAACUUUAGAACAGAAAACUUAUGAUCAAGAGCAUACUAUUUCUAACACUUAAACACAAAGCAGCAUAAAAAUUUUAAGCUAGAUUGUAAAGAAAAAAUUUGCUUCUAUAACUAAUAGUUAAAAAUAAAGUAAAUUGGAAAACUAAUCUUAAAACUUAAUUGAAGAGAGUUAGAACAAAGAAAAAAAACUAAAAUAAAAUAAAUCUCUUUCUGAUGAAGAGUUUAAAAAAUUAUUGAAUAAAGAAAGAAGUGAUAUGAGUUUGAGUGUUGUUGAGUACUUAAAGUAUUUCUUUUGGCCAUUUGGAGAAAUUAAAAAGAAGAAACAAAUCAUAGAUUAUAGUGUCCAAAAGCUGUAUUAUCACUUGGAUUUGAUGUAUGUGAUAAAAAAAUUAUUAGAAGUCGAUAAGCUAAAGGAGCUUGUUAUGGAUAAGGAUUAAAUAUAGUUAUUUGAGUAUAUUUCUAAACCUGUAAUCACAGAUGAAGAAGUUUUUUCCUAGCUGAAUAAGGAUCAGCUUUAUUAGAAGUAAUAACAAAAAUAUAACAUUUUAUAUUAAGAUAAUAGAAGUGAAAUAUAAAAAGCUUAAGAUGCUUACUUAUCUUACUAAAACAUUCAAAAUAGAGAUAAAAAAACAUUAAUGGACUAAAAAAUACUGAGACAUUUAGAUCCAUAACUUUUGGGUAUAUUUAAUUACCAAGAGUUGUAAUAAUAAAAUAAUUCUAGCGCACUCAAUCUUUAACCACUUAUUCAGCCAUCUAUAGGAUAAAUUAAUCAAAAUUGUUUAGAAAAUUAAAUAAAUUCUACAAAUUAAUUAAAAAAUACUUAAAAUAUCAAUAAUUAAGCUGAUAGUAUUAGUGGUCCAUAACAAAAUAUUUUCUUUAGUCCUAGAAGUGAAUUAGAAAUUCUUGAAGAAAAAUAACAAUUUACUUCAUCUUCUGAAGAAGAACAACAAAUUCCAACUGAAGAAAAUAAUCAAGAUGCUGUAAAUAGGACUAUUAACAUACCCUAAAAUUAGAUUAAAAAAUAGAAAUAAUGA